UGUGUGUGUGUGUGUGUGUGUGUGUGUGUGUGUGUGUGUGUGUGUGUGUGUGUGUGUUGCAGAGGGAGCUGCUGGAGAUGAGAGCUCCGACUGCUGCUCAGAGGAAACCAAAGUUUGAAGGAGAACCCAAAAAACCCCCAGUGAGUGGGUAUCAGAUGUUCUCCCAGGAGCUGCUGACCAAUGGGGAGCUGAACCACUUCAGCCUGAAGGAGCGCAUGGUGGAGAUCGGGAAGAGGUGGCACAAACUGAGCCAGAUCCAGAAGGACAAGUACAAGAAGCAGGUGGAGGAGCAGCAGGGGGUCUACAAGGUGCUGCUGGAGGCCUGGAUACAGGGUCUGUCUCCUCAGGACCGAGCCGUCUACACGCAGUUCACCUCCACCAAGCGGCGCAGCAGCACGAAGGCCCGCAGCCCCCCCCCCUCUAAGGUGUGUGUGACAGUGAAGAAGGCGGCGAGCAGCCGAGCGACAGCACAGACCCUCAGUGUGAAUAAGAGGAGCAUGGCCUACCGAGCCAAG
Notothenia coriiceps (black rockcod) is the source of this 515-nucleotide messenger RNA. RefSeq names its product nucleolar transcription factor 1-like. The transcript has 4 exons. The record is from RefSeq and is a predicted model, not a curated record. The annotation marks the transcript as partial. NCBI's taxonomy places the organism in Eukaryota, Metazoa, Chordata, Actinopteri, Perciformes, Nototheniidae.